Poecilia reticulata (guppy) is the source of this 585-nucleotide messenger RNA. Lineage: Eukaryota; Metazoa; Chordata; Actinopteri; Cyprinodontiformes; Poeciliidae. The record is from RefSeq and is a predicted model, not a curated record.
AUGGUGGGAAAGACUGGGAAGGGGAAGAGCGCUUCUGGAAACACCAUUCUGGGUCGACUGUGCUUUCAGUCCAAGUGCAGCGCCAAAUCCAUGACCACUGACUGCUCCAAAGGCUCCAGUAAUGUGGAUGGACAGCAGGUUACUGUCAUUGAUACUCCAGGUUUGUUUGACACCAAGUUUGGAGAAGAUAAAACCAUGAAAGACCUGAGUCAGUGCAUCUGUUAUGCUUCUCCUGGACCCCACAUCUUCCUGGUGGUCGUUGCAAUCGGCAGAUUCACAGAAGAAGAAAAACAAUCAGUGCAAAAGAUUCAAGAAAUCUUUGGAGACGCAGCAGACAAAUACAGCAUGGUUCUGUUUACCAGUGGAGACGACCUUGAAGACACCACCAUUGAAGAAUUCUUAUCUGAAAGCCCAGAGCUGCAAGAUCUGGUGUCGAGAUGUAACAACCAGUAUCAUGUCUUCAACAAUAGGCUGAAAGAUAAGAAACCUCAGGUCACUGAGCUGCUGAAGAAGAUCAGAACCAUUGUUGACAGGAAUGGAGGAAGUCACUACACCAAUGAGAUGUUCCAAGAGGCUGAGAGGGCA